UGAAUUGGGUGAACAUCUAAUUCAAUUCAAUUGAGAAGCAGCAAAGUCAGUCCAUCAAUGGUGGACAAAGCUUCUUCUUCGUCUUCCUUGUUUUUGUGGUCCAAAUCGGCUUGGGUCAAAGCCCAAACAACUUGUGAUCACCUGGCUUCUUUGUCUUCUGAUCUCACCCAUUUUUUUACCUUAGACACUCCCUGCAACAGGUGCCACCAACCCGAUGAUAAUUGGUUAUGUUUAUGCUGUAAGGAUGUUCUUUGCAGCCGUUACGUGAACAAGCAUAUGCUCGAUCAAUUUCAGCAGAGCAAACAUUGUGUGGCACUAGGCUACAGUGAUCUGUCAGUUUGGUGUCACUUGUGUAAUGCAUAUUUAGAUGCUCAAGUGAUUUUGCCACUGCAUCCUGUUUAUGAAACUGUUUACAGACUGAAAUUUGGUGAAGCACGUGAAGCCCCACCAUCUCAGGCAAUUGAAUAUUUGCAGAUAGAGGAUAAGAAAGCUGAGGUCUCAACUUCAGGCAGUUAAGUUCAUCUAAUGAAAACUUUAGGCAAUUAAGUUAUUAUCUGCCCUUUGUGCCUACAUCUGUAUUUCCAUUUGAAGUUUGAGGUUG
Cornus florida is the source of this 601-nucleotide messenger RNA. RefSeq lists its product as uncharacterized. NCBI's taxonomy places the organism in Eukaryota, Viridiplantae, Streptophyta, Magnoliopsida, Cornales, Cornaceae. The record is from RefSeq and is a predicted model, not a curated record. The transcript has 3 exons. Gene Ontology annotation, molecular function: zinc ion binding. The coding region runs from base 58 to 516 and encodes 152 amino acids.